This is a messenger RNA of Lingula anatina, 1079 nucleotides long. RefSeq lists its product as uncharacterized. The record is from RefSeq and is a predicted model, not a curated record. NCBI's taxonomy places the organism in Eukaryota, Metazoa, Brachiopoda, Lingulata, Lingulida, Lingulidae.
AGCAUGUGUCGUGAUCGCCACAAUACUCUGUCUCAAAGCUGCACGAAUGAGCGUACAGAAGACAUUUACCAAGUCUGACUAGCAUGUUAAUCUUGGCGAAUCAGACAAGACAUCAGAUUCACUUAAUAUAUGCUGGAACAGGGUAGCAUUGUACAUUCCGUGCCGGGUGAGUCAGGCCGACUUUUAGCGUUCGUUUGGACGGAGUAAAUAGGCUGGUGUUAGUCAGUCCUAGCGUAUAUCUCUGUGGUGAGAACGUCUCCACGGCCACUAGGGAGGGUACAUGUAGUGAGGUGUCGCAUCUCGACCCACUGUCAGAGAUUAUCUGUGAUAUUAAGAAGGCAGUAUGGUGGAUUUUGGUGGUUUACAUCAUUGGGAGAUCUCAGCCAUAGCCAUCGGCCUUUUCUGUCUGGCCAUCCUUGCGGUCAUCUAUGGCGUGUGGUUGUAUCUUGACUACAAGAAACGUCUGUUCCUAGCGAGGGCCAAAUUCUUGUACCAGAAUGGCAAAGCAGGAAGCACUAUGAACAGAAGCCUUGUGCCCAAAGAAGGCCCAGAGGGAACAGAGAUGCGCACCAUGCCGCGAGUCCCACAACUUCCACCAGGGUUUGUUGGUAUUCCAGACGAAUUCGUCGUUGUUGAAGGACCAAAAGGAGAACAAAUAUUUGCCCGGGCUGAAGCCGUCAAUUACAGAGAGGAAAGGUUCAUUGCGAGAAUGCUGUACCCCGUCUCUAACGAUGAAAACUUGUUCACAGUCAGUAAUGAUGUCGAUCUUCUGCCUUUUGUGCGUAUUAUCACCAAGGCAGUGGACGCCGUGCGUAGAGGUGACAAGUUCCAGUUAGUGUUACCAGAAGUACCGGAAAUACCCGACUACAUGUCCGAAGCGAACUAUCCCAGCCGAGGAGACAACAUGUCAAUGACCAGCGACGCAUUGAUUGGAAGAGACUCUCCAGUAUAGAUGGCAGUACUUGCCACGCCAAAUCAGGUUACUAGCUUUGUCAAACAGAAAGUUUGAUAGAUCUACUGAAUUUUAAAACCGACGUUAAUUGUGGUGAUUUAAUCAUUUGUUUUGGGAGAAUAUCCCG